Messenger RNA from Orycteropus afer afer, 866 nucleotides. RefSeq names its product four and a half LIM domains 3 (gene FHL3). Gene Ontology annotation, biological process: actin cytoskeleton organization. The record is from RefSeq and is a predicted model, not a curated record. Lineage: Eukaryota; Metazoa; Chordata; Mammalia; Tubulidentata; Orycteropodidae. Gene Ontology annotation, cellular component: stress fiber; Z disc; nucleus. Gene Ontology annotation, molecular function: transcription coregulator activity; actin binding.
AAUGAGCGAGGCCUUUGACUGUGCAAAAUGUGGUGAAUCCUUGUAUGGCCGCAAGUACAUCCAGACAGACGGUGGCCCCCACUGCGUGCCCUGCUAUGACAACACCUUUGCCAACACCUGCGCAGAGUGCCAACAGCUUAUCGGGCAUGACUCAAGGGAGCUGUUCUAUGAAGACCGCCACUUCCACGAGGGCUGCUUCCGCUGCUGCCGCUGCCAGCGCUCCCUAGCCGAUGAGCCCUUCACCUGCCAGGACAACGAGCUGCUCUGCAAUGACUGCUACUGCAGUGCCUUUUCCUCACAGUGCUCUGCCUGUGGGGAGACUGUCAUGCCUGGGUCCCGAAAGCUGGAGUAUGGAGGCCAGACAUGGCAUGAGCACUGCUUCCUGUGCAGCGGCUGUGAGCAGCCACUGGGCUCCCGUUCUUUUGUGCCUGACAAGGGUGGUCACUACUGCGUGCCCUGCUACGAGAACAAGUUUGCGCCUCGCUGUGCCCGCUGCAGCAAGACGCUGACACAGGGAGGCGUGACAUACCGUGACCAGCCCUGGCAUAGAGAAUGCUUGGUGUGCACCGGGUGCCAGACCCCCCUGGCAGGGCAGCAGUUCACCUCCCGGGAUGAUGAUCCCUACUGUGUGGCCUGUUUUGGUGAACUCUUUGCACCCAAGUGUAGCAGCUGCAAGUGCCCCAUCACAGGACUUGGUGGGGGCAAGUAUGUGUCCUUUGAAGACCGACACUGGCACCACAGCUGCUUCUCCUGUGCCCGCUGCUCCACCUCCCUGGUGGGCCAAGGCUUCGUGCCCGACGGAGAUCAAGUGCUGUGCCAGGGCUGUAGCCAGGCAGGGCCCUGAGACAGGGCUCCUGGGCCCAGGC